AGGGUGGGACGUGGGCGCGGGGAGACAGGCGGUGGCUAAGACGGCGAGGGGAGCUGAAGGUGUCCGGGCAGCCAGGUUAGGCCAAGAGGACCAUGUGAAUGGGGCUGGAGGCUCCCGGGCUGGGCAGGGACCAUGGGCUGUGGCUGCAGCUCAAACCCUGAAGAUGACUGGAUGGAGAACAUCGAUGUGUGUGAGAACUGCCAUUACCCGAUAGUCCCGCUGGAUGGCAAGGCCACGCUGCCCAUGCGAAAUGGCUCUGAGGUGCGGGACCCACUGGUCACCUACGAGGGCUCCAACCCACCAGCCUCCCCAAUGCAAGAUAACCUGGUUAUUGCCCUGCACAGCUAUGAGCCCUCUCAUGAUGGAGACCUGGGCUUCGAGAAGGGUGAACAGCUCCGCAUCCUGGAGCAGAGCGGCGAGUGGUGGAAGGCGCAGUCCCUGACCACCGGCCAGGAAGGCUUCAUCCCCUUCAACUUUGUGGCCAAAGCGAACAGCCUGGAGCCCGAGCCCUGGUUCUUCAAGAACCUGAGCCGCAAGGAUGCGGAGCGGCAGCUGCUGGCGCCGGGGAACACGCACGGCUCCUUCCUGAUCCGGGAGAGCGAGAGCACCGCGGGAUCGUUUUCACUGUCGGUCCGGGACUUCGACCAGAACCAGGGAGAGGUGGUAAAACAUUACAAGAUCCGGAACCUGGACAAGGGCGGCUUCUACAUCUCCCCUCGCAUCACCUUCACCAGCCUGCACGAACUGGUCCGCCACUACACCAAUACUCCAGACGGGCUGUGCACGCGGUUGAGCCGCCCCUGCCAGACCCAGAAGCCCCAGAAGCCGUGGUGGGAGGACGAGUGGGAGGUUCCCAGGGAGACGCUGAAGCUGGUGGAGCGGCUGGGGGCCGGCCAGUUCGGGGAGGUGUGGAUGGGGUACUACAAUGGGCACACAAAGGUGGCAGUGAAGAGCCUGAAGCAGGGCAGCAUGUCCCCUGACGCCUUCCUGGCUGAGGCCAACCUCAUGAAGCAGCUGCAGCACCAGCGGCUGGUCCGGCUGUAUGCGGUGGUCACCCAGGAGCCCAUCUACAUCAUCACUGAGUACAUGGAGAAUGGGAGUCUGGUGGAUUUUCUCAAGACCCCACCAGGCAUCAAGUUGACCAUCAACAAACUCCUGGACAUGGCAGCCCAAAUCGCAGAGGGCAUGGCAUUCAUCGAAGAGCGGAAUUAUAUCCACCGUGACCUGCGGGCUGCCAACAUCCUGGUGUCUGACACCCUGAGCUGCAAGAUUGCAGACUUUGGCCUAGCACGCCUCAUUGAGGACAAUGAAUACACAGCCAGGGAGGGAGCCAAGUUUCCCAUUAAGUGGACAGCACCAGAAGCCAUUAACUACGGGACAUUCACUAUCAAGUCGGACGUGUGGUCUUUUGGGAUUCUGCUGACGGAGAUUGUCACUCAUGGCCGCAUCCCUUACCCAGGGAUGACCAAUCCUGAGGUGAUUCAGAACCUGGAGCGAGGCUACCGCAUGGUGCAACCUGACAACUGCCCAGAGGAAUUGUACCACCUCAUGAUGCUGUGCUGGAAGGAGCGCCCAGAGGACCGGCCCACCUUUGACUACCUGCGCAGUGUGCUAGAGGACUUCUUCACGGCCACAGAGGGCCAGUACCAGCCGCAGCCUUGAGAGGCCGAGGGUCCUCCCCCCCAUCUUGCCAACCUGGGAAGGUGGAGUUCUUGUGCCAUACCCACAUGGCCUAAGCACAUAUAGACUCUGCACACAAAUCCUGCCCACGUGAGACACAUAUGCAUCUUAUGUCUUGUUACAUGCAUCCUGUACUUGUGUGGACUCUGCACAUGUAUCUUGUACAUGUGUAGCCUGUGCAUGUGUGUCUUGGAAGCUGUCCAAGGUGUCCCUUUCUGGGCCCUCCCAUUUCCUGAGACCACAGAGAGAUGAGAGAGGCCUGUGAUUGACACCAGCUUCUGCCCCCACCCCCUUUUCUUUUUUCAGCUCAUCCAGAAGCUCCUUGAGGCCUGGGACCUGACCUAAUACCUCUUGUGUGCUCCUCCUUGGUGCCUGCACAUAUCAGGAGCUCAAUAAAUGUCUGUUGAUGAA
Microcebus murinus (gray mouse lemur) is the source of this 2091-nucleotide messenger RNA. It is a transcript of the gene LCK, whose product is annotated as LCK proto-oncogene, Src family tyrosine kinase. Lineage: Eukaryota; Metazoa; Chordata; Mammalia; Primates; Cheirogaleidae. The record is from RefSeq and is a predicted model, not a curated record. Gene Ontology annotation, molecular function: protein binding; ATP binding; protein tyrosine kinase activity. Gene Ontology annotation, biological process: protein phosphorylation.